This is a messenger RNA of Mesorhabditis belari, 378 nucleotides long. The record is from the annotation of a GenBank genome assembly. Lineage: Eukaryota; Metazoa; Nematoda; Chromadorea; Rhabditida; Rhabditidae.
AUGCUUUGGAAAGUGAUUGUUAUUUUGGUCGUACAAGUUGCAGCUGAUCGCCACCAAGCAUCAGCCCCGAGAACUGAGCCUCAUCUCUGGGGAUCUGAAAAUCCGAAUUGUCAGAGUGGUGGCCUUAACACCGACGAUUACCACUGUGUCUUCCCAUGGAUCUUCAGGGCAUUGAUCUUCAUUUCUGUCGGAUUUCUUCUUCUUUUUGCUUUUUGCUGUCUUUUGUGCAAUUGCUGUUGGCAAGAAGCACGUAACAAAACUCUGCGCGAUGACUUCGAAAGAUUCACCCAUUUGAGUAAACAGGAAUUCGAAGCACUUCAAGCGGCAAAGAUGCUCAUGAAAGACAAGGGAUAUGAGAAUCCGAAUUAUGAAAUCGCC